Thlaspi arvense is the source of this 600-nucleotide messenger RNA. The record is from the annotation of a GenBank genome assembly. Lineage: Eukaryota; Viridiplantae; Streptophyta; Magnoliopsida; Brassicales; Brassicaceae.
AUGGCCACUUCAGCGAUUCAACACUCCUCUUUCGCCGGCCAAACGGCCCUCAAGCCCUCCAACGACCUCCUCCGCAAAGUCGGAGCUUCCAACGGUGGUGGCCGCGUCGUCAUGCGCCGUACCGUCAAGUCUACUCCUCAGAGCAUCUGUUUCGAUUUAAGCACAUCACCAAAACAUGUAAUUAACCAACAAAUUGUGACAGGAUCUCAGAUCUUCUCAGAAGGAGGACUUGAUUACCUUGGAAACCCUAACUUGAUCCACGCGCAAAGCAUUUUAGCUAUAUGGGCUUCUCAAGUUGUGCUCAUGGGCUUAAUUGAAGGGUACAGAAUUGGAGGUGGGCCUCUUGGCGAAGGGCUUGACCCGCUUUACCCGGGUGGGGCGUUUGACCCAUUGAACUUAGCGGAGGAUCCAGAGGCGUUUUCGGAAUUGAAGGUAAAGGAGCUCAAGAACGGUCGUCUUGCGAUGUUCUCAAUGUUUGGAUUCUUUGUUCAAGCCAUUGUUACUGGUAAAGGUCCCAUCGAGAAUCUGUUCGAUCAUCUUGCGGACCCUGUGGCUAACAAUGCCUGGUCUUACGCCACCAACUUCGUCCCCGGAAAAUAG